Messenger RNA from Arachis duranensis, 873 nucleotides. Its product is annotated as transcription factor IBH1-like 1. NCBI's taxonomy places the organism in Eukaryota, Viridiplantae, Streptophyta, Magnoliopsida, Fabales, Fabaceae. Gene Ontology annotation, biological process: regulation of DNA-templated transcription. Bases 150 to 659 code for a protein of 169 amino acids. The record is from RefSeq and is a predicted model, not a curated record. The transcript is spliced from 2 exons.
GGUUUGGGUAGUGGGCCAUGCACUCCAUGUGCCACCAUGUGCUCUGUCUUUCUCUCAAAGGCCCACCACUACCACGCACAUAAAUUCCCCUUCCCUUCACAUUCUCUCUUCUCUCAUCUUCAAUUCUACAAUUUCACCAAAACUUAAGAAUGCGUAAUCAAAGGUCGGUGAAGCAAGAAUUCCUGCGGAAAUGGAUAACAGGUCUUAGAAGAUACAGCUGUGAUGAGAAGAAGAACAUGAGCUUCUUGGAGAGAAAGAAAGCCAUAAAGCUCUCUGCAGAUAUAGCCAUGGCUUCCACCAGGGACAAAACCACACGCUGGAGCCAGGCUCUUAUUGCCAACGCUUCCAGUUCCGGAGACACGUUAACAGGAUCCUCAAAGAACAAUAGCAGCAGAAGCAGAAAGAAGAUGUUGAUGAUGAGAAGGAGAAGGCCGAAGGUGAAGAGCGCGAAGAAGGAGAUGUCAGCGAGUUGCAUCGCCAAGAGGUUGGUGGAGAAGAGAACAAGAAAGCUGAAGAAUCUGUUGCCAGGUGGAGAAUCGAUUGAUGAGGGAUGUUUGGUUGAAGAAACCCUAGAUUACAUAGAAUCCCUCAGAGCUCAAAUUGAAGUUAUGAGAUACCUUGUCACUGCAUCUCAACUCAUCAUAAAUCCAUAUCCUUGAUUAUUAUCCUCCAUUAAUGCCUUUAUUAUUUAUAUCCUGUUUUUAUUAUUUUUAAUUUUUUUAUUUCUCGCUUCUUCAUACUUCAUUAUUAUUUCUCUUUGCAAGCUAGAGGCCAAAGAGAAAAAGAGGCGCUCCCAUAUAUACAUUAAAGCACUGUACAGAGGAAAACAUAUAUAAAUAUCAUAUCAUAUGCUAUGUAAGUCAAUUGAAUUAA